Molecule: messenger RNA, 2310 nt
Organism: Lycium ferocissimum
Lineage: Eukaryota; Viridiplantae; Streptophyta; Magnoliopsida; Solanales; Solanaceae
Product: polyadenylate-binding protein 7-like
Exons: 10
Coding region: 175-2055 (626 amino acids)
Cellular component (GO): ribonucleoprotein complex
Molecular function (GO): RNA binding
Source: RefSeq, a predicted model, not a curated record
UUUCAUACUAAUUUUCCUUAAUUGCCCCUAUUAAUUACCUUCCCAUCUACAAUUAAAACCCAUUCCUUUAUAAGCACAAAAAAAACAUUACCACUUCUCACUCACUCUCUAUCUAAUUUCAAUUGAAACGCCUUUUUAUAUUUUUUUAAUUUAGUGUGUGUUUGUGUGUGUUUAAUGGCGGUUGUACCACCUCCGUCAUCGUUGUACGUUGGUGAUCUUCAUCAGGAUGUUACAGAUGGACAAUUAUUUGAUGCAUUUUCAGAGUUUAAAAGCCUAGCUUCUGUUAGAAUCUGCCGUGAUUCAUCUACUGGACGUUCACUCUGUUACGGCUACGUUAACUUUGUUUCUCCACAGGACGCUAUACGCGCUAUUGAGGUGAAAAAUAACUCCAUUCUCAAUGGGAAAGUUAUGAGGGUUAGUUGGUCUCUGCGUGACCCUGAUGCGAGACGAAGUGGAAAAGGAAACGUUUUCAUCAAGAAUUUAAGUGAUACAGUUGACAACCUGAAGCUUCAAGAAAUGUUUCAAAAGUUUGGAAAUAUCUUAUCUUGUAAAGUUGUCACUUCUGAGGAUGGAAAGAGUAAAGGAUAUGGCUUUGUUCAGUUUGGGUCGGAGGAGUCCGCGAGUGCUGCUAUUGAGAAGCUUAAUGGGUCCAUGGUUGGAGACAAGCAGAUGUAUGUUGGUAAGUUUGUCAAAAAGACUGACCGGAUUUUGCCCAAUCCUGAUGCUAAAUAUACAAAUUUGUACUUCAAGAACCUGGACCUUGACAUCUCAGAGGAGCAUCUUAGAGAAAAGUUCUCUGGGUUUGGGAAGAUUAUUAGCUUGGUCAUUUCAAAAGAUGAGAAUGGAGGUUCAAAAGGUUUUGGAUUUGUGAACUUUGACGAUCCUGAUGAUGCUAGGAAAGCAAUGGAAGCUAUGAAUGGAUCACCAGUUGUAGGCUCCAAGACCCUGUAUGUAGCCAGAGCACAAAAGAAAGCAGAGCGCGAACAACUUCUGAAGCGCCUGUUUGAGGAGAGAAGGAAAGAACAGAUAAUGAAAUACCAGGGUUCAAAUGUGUAUGUCAAGAAUAUUGAUGAUGAUGUCUCCGAUAAUGAGCUGCGCGAACUGUUUGGCCAAUGCGGCACAAUUACUUCUGUGAAAAUUAUGCAAGAUGAAAAAGGUUUGAGUAAGGGUUUUGGAUUUGUAUGCUUUUCCACAGCAGAGGAGGCCUAUAAAGCCGUGAACGCUUUUCACGGACUUAUGUUGCACCGAAAGCCGUUAUAUGUGGCUAUUGCUCAAAGGAAAGAGGAAAGACAGGCCCAGCUACAACUAUAUUAUGCACAACGGAUUGCCGGGCUAACAGGACCUUCAGCUAUGUUUCCUGGUGCAUAUCCUCCUCUUUACUACCCAACCGCUGGUGUUGUUCCUCAGUUGCCAACACGGCCUGGGAUGAUGUAUCAGGCUCUCGGUAUGAGGCCAGGUUGGGGCACUAAUGGGUUCACAAACACCACCAGACCUGCCUUUCAACCUUCUCCAGUUCCCAUGAUCCCUAAUGCUUCUCGACAGCACCGGCAGAACAGGGGAAGGAUGAAUGGGCAUAUGUCAGCUUCGAACGUGACCAAUGCGCAGCAAUCAGGUCAAUCAGCGGUGUCAUCGAAAGAAUCUACCAAUUUUCAGCGUGGUGGGCCGGUCAAAUAUGUGCCCAAUGGUCGCGCUCGUGACAUGAACAAAGGAUCUUUUGUAUCAAAUGCUGGUUCCGCCGCUGUUGGAUCAGCUGCCGAAGGAUCUGAAAUGCUGAGUACCUUGCUUGCUGCUGCUGCUCCUGAGCAGCAGAAACAGAUACUUGGAGAGCACCUUUAUCCCCUUGUCAGUCAACAUAAGCCCGAGCUUGCUGCGAAGAUAACUGGAAUGCUCUUGGAGAUGGACAACGCUGAGCUACUAUUAUUGUUGGAGUCACCAGAAUCUUUGGUGACCAAGGUGGAGGAAGCUGUUGAGGUGCUCAAGCUCUCUAAGGCUAAAGUUUCUAGCCAAGAGUCGCAUCACCCAAGUUUUCUUUCUGCAGAAGUUGCGGUCAACUGAGCAAUGCAGCUGUGAUAUUUUUAUCUUUAGUGAAGAUAGAGGUUUCGUGGAGGUUUAGUUAAGUUAGGUUAUAGAGUAAGCUGGGUUGCUAUACGGCGACCCUCGUCUCCUUGUCUGCAUGGAGAUUCUCAUUUCUGCUUUAUCGCGGAAUAGACCAUCUCUAUUUACCUUCAUUAUGAGGGAUUUACUAGAGUCCUUAUAUGACUUUAUAUUAUACUCCUAAGUUUUAAUGCAGACCUUUUAAAAACUUUAUGA